Camellia sinensis is the source of this 2414-nucleotide messenger RNA. RefSeq names its product protein NRT1/ PTR FAMILY 4.6. Gene Ontology annotation, biological process: transmembrane transport. NCBI's taxonomy places the organism in Eukaryota, Viridiplantae, Streptophyta, Magnoliopsida, Ericales, Theaceae. Gene Ontology annotation, molecular function: transmembrane transporter activity. Gene Ontology annotation, cellular component: membrane. The record is from RefSeq and is a predicted model, not a curated record.
GAUAAUGUGACAUAGUUUAAGUAGUUUUUGAUAUUUGUAAUUUGUAUAAUAAGUGGGGUCAAUGUUAGUACACUAAAUAGUGUUGGUACACUAGUUAGUACACUAAUUGAUAUAUGUAGCAGUAGUACCACCAUUUUAGAUUAGUUCAAUUGAUAACACUAUUAGUGUUUUUGAUAGAAAAUUAUUACUGAAUUGUUUGAAGUUACCUCACCGAAUUGAAGUAUGACAUGUGCUGCUUAUGUACAUAUUUUCUAUUAAAAAAUGCAAAUAAUUGUAAUUAAUUAGAUUAAAUUGAGACAAAAUCAUAAAUUUAUGGUCCAAAUCGAUCUAAUUGAAAUUAAAGGGACUAAAAGGAAACAUGAAACAAAAUAUAGGAAUUACUAACAUAAUAAGGGGUGAUUAUUCAGUAUUCUCGAAGUAUGAACACAUGAUACUCCAUAAAGUUUUGAUUGGUAAGGAGAGGUAGGGAUCCACGAUUUAUAUUGGGGAUGUGAGAACAAUAUACGAGUUAAGUAAUUGGUGGCUGACUUGGAACAUGAUCACGUGGUAUUCCGGGAUUAUUAAAUAAUUUUCCCAUAAUAAGUCCUUUUCUUGCUCUCUCUUUUUCGGGAAAGAAUGAAAAAAAGGACUAAAUCAUAUAUUGUAAAAUUCACUCACUGGCAUCAUAUGUUCAGGGACUAAAUGAUGGUGGAGUUGAAGAUAUAGUUUACCAACCCCUGAAGAAUCCCAGACAAGGUGGAUUCAAGGGUACCAUUUUCAUCUUUGCAAUGAUGGGGCUGGACAACAUUGGUUUUGUGGCGAACAUGGCAAGCAUGGUUCUAUAUUUCUUGUACGUCAUACACUUUGAUCUCUCUGGCUCUGCAACUACAACAACAAACUAUUUGGGAACUGUAUUCUUGCUUACGCUCGUUGGAGGGUUCAUCUCUGAUACCUACAUGAACCGCCUUAACACGUGUCUACUCUUUGGUACAAUCCAGUUGUUGGGAUAUCUAUUACUAAUUGUUCAAUCUCAUUUUCAUAAACUGCAACCUGAAUUUUGUGGGAAGUCCAGCUGUGUGCAUGGUACUAAAGGUUUGCUGUUUUACGCUUCUAUCUUCUUGGUGGCGUUGGGAGGAGGUGGAAUCAGAGGCUCGGUGCCUGCUUUAGGUGCUGAUCAGUUUGACCAAAACGAAGCAAAGGAAAGCAAGUACAUAGCCACCUUCUUCAAUUGGUUUUUGCUUAGUAUAACUGUUGGGGCUUCAGUAGGGGUGACGGUUGUAGUGUGGGUAAGCACAAAUGUCGGAUGGGAUAAGGGUUUCAUCAUCUCCAUGAUUUGUGCUUUUCUUGGACUUUGUUUUAUUUCACUAGGAAAGCCUUUUUAUCGCAUUAGAAUGCCAGGCGAAAGUGCAUUGUCAAGUGUUUUACAGGUUUUGGUGGUGACAAUAAGAAAUUGGGCAGUGCGCCUACCCGAGAACUCACGUGACUUAUAUGAGACUCGUGGCCCUGAGUCUGCGUCAUAUCGAGAAUGCAUUCCCCAUACUAACCAAUUCAGGUUAUUGGACAAAGCUGCUGUUCUUCCGGAGGGCAUCAUCAAGCCAAAGAAAUGGAGAGUUUGCACAGUGACUCAAGUAGAAGAAGUAAAGAUACUAACAAGAAUGAUGCCAAUCCUUCUGAGCACCAUUUUGAUGUACACAUGCUUAGCCCAACUGCAGACUUUUUCUGUCCAACAAGGAACCCUUAUGAACACUAAACUAGGUGGUUUUGAUGUCCCAGCGGCCUCAAUCCCUGUAAUUCCUCUGGUGUUCAUGUCUCUUCUUAUACCUGUUUAUGAAUUUGCCUUUUUUCCCAUAGUGCGUAAAUUCACUGGUCACCCAAAUGGCAUAACCCAUCUCCAGAGGGUCGGAGUUGGACUUGUUCUCUCUGUUAUUUCGAUGGGCGUGGCGGGGUUCAUAGAAGUGAAAAGGAAGAAUGAGAUCAUUCAUCACAACCACCGCAUCAGCCUCUUCUGGCUCUCUUUUCAUUAUGCAGUCUUUGGAAUAGCGGACAUGUUCACAUUCGUUGGGCUAUUGGAGUUCUUUUACAGUGAGGCUCCUGCUGGCAAGAGAUCUCUCUCCACUUCUUUCUCAUUUCUCUCGUUGUCUAUAGGCUACUACUUGAGCUCGGCUUUCGUGGGGCUCAUUAACUUGGUGAGUGCUAAGCUCAGUUCGAGCAAGAGAGGGUGGCUAGAAGGGCUUGACAUGAAUAAGAACCGCGUAGAGCUCUUUUAUUGGUUCUUGGCAAUUCUCAGCAUUCUCAAUUUUGUCAAUUAUGUGUUCUGGGCUAAAUGGUUCAAGUACAACAAAGAUGUUCCGAUAGAUGGACAAAAGCUUCUCAUUAGACCCCACCCGGAUGAAUCGGUCUCAGUGUAAGCCUGAGGUGUGAGUUUAAGCUAGCUG